CCUUAAAAAUGUUCCCCUGCCCGGCCAUGCCAUACAGGGGAGCAGAGAGGUAGAGCGUUUAGACAGCUCCAACGACCACACUGCAGUGAGCCCCCCUCGUCCCGAGAAGCAGAGAGCCUCACCUGAUCACAGGAGGCCACGACUUCAGCACCUUUGCAGGAAGCACAUUAAACUCAAAAUGGCCCGCUUUGGACGACCAUCAUUUUCUCUGAUCCACACAGGACUCCUGUUAGCUAUUGUUUUAUUACCAGAGUUUCUGGGGGCCGUUCCAGUGGAGCAGCACAAGGAGGAGGAAGUGCAUGCAGAGUCUGAAGAUGUGAAAGAACAGGCCAUGGCGAGCCUGACCAAACUCGUUCGUAACAGAAGGAACCUCCCCGUCUUGCCUGUGCCCCAGUUUAAACGCCUGCCGGACUUCUGGGGAUGGUACAAGUACUUCAUGGACAGCCACAACCAGGAGGGAUUGGAGGAUCUGGAUCGUCUGUACAUGGCAUUCUUGCAGAACAAGCACAGGUCAGAGGAGGGCCCUACCUUCAACCACUACCUCAAGUACCUCAGUGAAGUCUACAAGACCUGUGCUGACUCUGAUGAUCCAGAGUGCAUCGCCGAGUCCACCAGCAAGCCAAAGGCUGCCGUGAUGAUGCCUGAGACCAUAAAGUCCGCUUCUGUCAGGAUGUGCAAUCCUUACCUCGACCCCUACUGUCUCUUCCCCCUCCUUCCCAAGGCAGCCGCCCCUGAGCCAGCUCCAGCCAAGGUCCCAGCCCCCAUCCUCACCCCCAUGCUGCCCAUGCCACUGAAGAGCCCCACCGGCUUCUACUACUACGCCCCCGUCCUGGAGCCCUUCUUGAGUGCCGAGCAGAAGACUGAGCUGCUGAGGAUCUGCAAUUCUGAAGAUGUGGAGUGUCUGCAGUAUCACCUGAGGGCAGCUUAUGGUUACCGCCCAGCCCCUGGCCCUGCCCCAUCCUAUGCCGCCCUCAAAUGUGACCCAAAGAACCCCUACUGCAUGCCAUCCCUGGUGCAAAAAGCCCCCACCGGUUUCUACCACUUGGUCUACCCAAGCUGUGACCCAGCAGUUGAUCCCCUGUGUGUGACCAACGUUGCUGCUCCAGCUCCCCUCGCUGGAGAGGAAGCUCCUACAGAACAACAAUGCAACCCUCUCUUUGAUGCCGACUGCAACCCCUUGACCGCCACCAAGCUGUCUGGCCUCACCAAGCCCGUGCUGGAGUAUGCCCCCAAACACAAGCCUGCACCUCCUGCUGCUCCCCUGUCCUGCGACCCUCGCUAUGACCCAUACUGCAUACUGGCAGCCGCCGCUGCCCUGCGCAAGCCUGCUCCGAAGAUCCCCGAACACCAGGUCCGCUACAAGCUUGGAGUCCCAGGCAAGACCAAGGAUGGCCACGACUGCUUUGUGCACUAUGACAAAGACUGCACCCCAGUGAAGUCUGGCUCUGAGGCCAAGGCUGACAUCAAGGCUCCAGCCAAGCCCGCCUGCCAUCCAUUCGACCCGAACUGCGGAAAGUUUGCUGCACCCUCUGGCGUUGUUGCCUCGAAGCCCAGCAAGGAUGGCAUAAUCAUGCCCGACCCUGACUGCGAUCCUGAGUUCGACUACAACUGCCGCCUGCGACGCGCUGAGCCCGCAGAAGCUGCUGAUGAGCCUGCAGCAGCCGCCGCUGUUGAGGAGAAGGCUGCCGAUGAGCCCGCCAAGGAGGCCCCUGUCCCACGAUUUGAAGACUUCCUUAGAGAUUUCAUGAGCCAGCACAAGUAAAUUUAAAAAUAACUUGAUAACAGCAUCUACACCUACUUGAUGAUCUACCUGCCAGAGAUGGAGUUCACUUUGUAGUCAUAACUUUAAUGGAUUUCAUCGACCACAACCUUCCACAGUAUCAUACAGUUGAAAAAACAAAAUCCAUACAUUUUUUUUUGUAUUAUGGGGGAACAAUUCCAGGGGGCUUAGUAUCAUAUAGCAGCAUUAUGUGAAACUUGUGGAUUCAACUCUUCAUGUUUGUAUGUUUGUAGAAAAGUGUCGUAUGUAUAGAUGUGUGAUAGUUUAGGGGUAGUUUGAAUUUUUGUCAUCGGCAAGAAUUUAUAACUGUUGUACAUUCUCUGUUUCCAUUUGAGUUAGCAAAAGUGUAUUUAAUGUUUUUUUCUUUUUUUUUUCUGUAUCUCUACAACUCAUUAAGCUUCAUCUGUUUAGUUUUUAUGGAUGAAAAAUAAAAAAGGAUUUGAAAAACAUUGAAAA
Labrus mixtus (cuckoo wrasse) is the source of this 2236-nucleotide messenger RNA. RefSeq names its product actinodin2 (gene and2). Bases 179 to 1762 code for a protein of 527 amino acids. Lineage: Eukaryota; Metazoa; Chordata; Actinopteri; Labriformes; Labridae. The transcript has 6 exons. The record is from RefSeq and is a predicted model, not a curated record.